AUGGGCAACACCACCAGCGCAGUCCUGGACAACCUCGUCCAAGGAUCCAACUUCGACAGAGAUGAAGUUGAUCGUCUGCGAAAGCGAUUCAUGAAGCUGGACAAGGACAACUCCGGUACGAUCGAACGCGAUGAAUUCCUCAGUCUUCCCCAGAUCUCCUCCAACCCUCUGGCAACACGAAUGAUCGCCAUUUUCGACGAAGAUGGUGGUGGUGACGUCGAUUUCCAAGAAUUCGUUACAGGUCUCUCAGCUUUCAGCGCCAAGGGAAACAAGGAACAGAAGCUGCAGUUCGCCUUCAAGGUCUACGACAUUGACCGUGACGGCUAUAUCAGCAACGGAGAGCUAUUCAUUGUCCUCAAGAUGAUGGUCGGCAGCAACCUUAAGGAUCAGCAGCUGCAGCAGAUUGUGGACAAAACUAUCAUGGAGGCCGAUCUCGACAAGGACGGCAAGAUUAGCUUCGAGGAGUUCACCAAGAUGGUUGAGUCCACUGACAUCAGUAUGAGCAUGACUGUCGACCAGUUCUAA
This is a messenger RNA of Fusarium tjaetaba, 525 nucleotides long. Its product is annotated as CNB1-calcineurin B regulatory subunit. The transcript has 5 exons. Gene Ontology annotation, molecular function: calcium ion binding; calcium-dependent protein serine/threonine phosphatase regulator activity. The record is from RefSeq and is a predicted model, not a curated record. NCBI's taxonomy places the organism in Eukaryota, Fungi, Ascomycota, Sordariomycetes, Hypocreales, Nectriaceae. Bases 1 to 525 code for a protein of 174 amino acids.